Messenger RNA from Maylandia zebra (zebra mbuna), 1709 nucleotides. The record is from RefSeq and is a predicted model, not a curated record. Lineage: Eukaryota; Metazoa; Chordata; Actinopteri; Cichliformes; Cichlidae.
GCAGCAGCUCAGAGGCAAUGUUCACUUGCCAGCACAACGGGAGUUAUUUCCACCCCACUAUGGACAUUUACUACUUAUAGCCUCCAGUUAAAAGUCAGAUAAUCAUGGCUAUUUUUCAGGUCUCUAGGUUCUUGUGGUCACUGGGUGCAGUUUUAGUGAUUUUACCCCACUUAAAUAUCGGAUUAUUGUCUGACUACAAGAUCUGCGGAGACUCUGAGUGUCAAAGCCUCCUAAGCAGAGUGCAGGCUAUAAGGGACCACCGUGGUAAGGACUGUCGUUUCCUGAGCUUCAGGCAAGGAGACACAAUCUUUGUUUACCACAAAUUGACUGGAAAGAGGAAUGACCUGUGGGCAGGCAGUAUUGACAAAGAGUUUGGAUAUUUUCCAAAGGAUGCAGUGCAAGAAGAAGAGGUUCAUACUACUGUGGAGAAAGUAGUGGAAACACAGAAAUCUGAUUUCUUCUGCAUGAAUGAGUUUGGCUCCACUUAUCUGGAUAUGGAUGAUGAUGAUGAUUAUAUUGAUCAGAAAAUCCAAAUCCCGGAGCCAGAAACCACACAAAAAAUUACCCAAAGCACUGAUGACACGAACACUGAAAGCCACUUAACAACCUCAGACUCCCCAGUUUCUGCACAGGAAGAAGAAGAACAAGAAGAAGAGGACCAGAAUAAAAAUGUUGGUGGUUCCGGAGCUGGGUUUCGAGAGGAGACACAUGAGAUUCCUGUGGUUCCUAAUCAACAAGGUGGGUCUCCCUCCUCUUCCUGGCUUGGUUCUUCAGUGACAGGAUGGUUAGGUCUGGGUAAAGAGGACCAACCGGACAGUGUGGCUGAAGGGGAGAUAGAAGAUAAGAGGGAAGACACUCAGUCUGAAACGCUCACAUCCUCUGUGACAGGAUGGCUAGGCUUCGGAGGAAAUGGAAAACCUGACAAUGGCAAAGAAAGUGUGAAAGUUAAAGAAGAAACUGCUGAAUCGUUAACUUCAACCAUGACUGGGUGGCUCAGCUUUGGAGGUGGAAGCAAAAGUGAGACAGAAGAGGAACAAGAAGCAGAUGAAGACAAAGAACCCACAGAGAAAUUCAGGAGCAGGAGGUUGUCCUUGGACCUUGAAGGCAGCCAGUUGCAGGAAGAGGAGAAGAAAGAGAUGGAGACUUUAGGUUGGCUGGGGAAUGGGCUGUCAAGCACACUGGGGUUUGGUUUGACCAGUCAGGAGUCAGGACAAGAGAAGGAGGAGAAGGUGCAGGCUAAUUCUUGGUUAAACAUGGAGAUUGAAGGUAUUCUAGGUUUCAGGAAAGAUAAAGUUGGAGAUAAUGAAAACAAAGAAAGUGAAUCUAAGGAGGCAGAAAUAAUCACAACUUUAGAGCAACCAACAGGAUCACAGAAUGUGGAUCACAGUGAAUCAGAGGAGGAAAUUAUUAAGACAAGCAAUAAUUCAAAGGAGGUGGAAGAACUGUCAGAAGACCAAAAUACCCCGUCUACAGAACCACUUAAUGGUCAGAGUGUUGAUAGCAACACAGAUAUUUCAGACAGUGGGAUAAACAGCGAUUUCGAUGAAGAGGCUGAACCCACAGUUGAUAACAAAGAUAUUUCUCCUGAAAGGAAGUUUGAAGAAGAAUCUCAGGCUUUAGUAGAAUCACCCCCCAGUAAAGAUGACGAUGACAAUAUAGAAAAAAGCAAAAUAAAUGAGGAGAGAUCUGAAGAAAGGGAAGACGCUGUG